CACCUUGCCGACAUUAUCGCUACGUUACAUCGCCCAUGGUCCGCCCCACGCCCCCACCAUUCGACGCCCUCCCCCUCCAGCGCCCCGGGCCACCCUACAACGCCUGGGGGCUCUGGGGGGCCGACGACGAGCUGGGCCGGCUCAACCUCAUCACGCCCGACGUGGUCAAGGCCGCGCGCGACGAGAUCAAGGAGGGCAUCGUGAUCAACCUCAACAUGCCGCUCGACAACAUCCCGCUCAACCCCGUCCGUCAGCGGCUCGAGCACACGAUCAUCCCCAAAGGAUACGCCAACGACGACCACCUCAGCUUCAACACGCAGUGCUCGACCCAGUGGGACGGCUUCAGACACUACCCGUACCAAGACUAUCCAGAGAAGGGACAGACGGUGCACUAUGGCGGGAUGACCUCGGCCGAGGGAUCCAGCAAGGACGUGAAGCGUCUCGGGGUGGACAACUACACGCGCAAGCCCAUUUCGUCGCGAGCGCACCUCCUCGACAUAGAUCGUCACAUCCGGAUCAACGCCCUCCCGCCACUCGAGCUGUUCGACAACACGACGCCGAUCCCCGUCAGCCUUCUGCAGGCGUGCGCCGACGCGCAGGGGGUCGAGUUCCGCACAGGCGACAUCUUGCUCGUGAACACAGGCUGGACGAAGGCGUGGUACGCGCUUGAUGAGGCCGGGCGCGAGGCCAUGCCCCUGAGAUCGCACCGCGCGUGCACGGGCGUCGCGCAGGGCGAGGAGAUGCUGCGGUGGCACUGGGAGCGUGGAAUCGCGGCUGUCGCGUCGGAUGUCUCCGCGUACGAGGCGUGGCCGCCGAAGAAACCCGCCCUGCACGAGGUCUUCCUCUCGGGCUGGGGCCUGCCCAUCGGCGAGACAUUUGACCUUCGCGAGCUCGCCGCCGAGUGUGAGCGCCUGAAGCGCUGGACGUUCUUCUUUGCCUCGGUGGCACUCUACGUCCCCGGUGGUAUUGCGAGCCCAGCGAAUGCGCAGGCGUUGUUGUAGGGGAUAGAGGUGGGGUUGAGUAUGUUAGUGGGCCUGGGAGCCAGAUGG
This is a messenger RNA of Vanrija pseudolonga, 1049 nucleotides long. RefSeq lists its product as uncharacterized. The record is from RefSeq and is a predicted model, not a curated record. The transcript has 5 exons. Gene Ontology annotation, molecular function: arylformamidase activity. NCBI's taxonomy places the organism in Eukaryota, Fungi, Basidiomycota, Tremellomycetes, Trichosporonales, Trichosporonaceae. Bases 36 to 1001 code for a protein of 321 amino acids.